Messenger RNA from Adineta steineri, 1065 nucleotides. Lineage: Eukaryota; Metazoa; Rotifera; Eurotatoria; Adinetida; Adinetidae. The record is from the annotation of a GenBank genome assembly.
AUGUCAAGUUUAACCAAUAAUACUACAAAUCGAAUCUUAUCUUCAUCAAAUAAUACAACCUUUUCUCAAUCAUCAUCAUCACCAUUUAUUAACAAUAAUGAUACUGAUACAUCAACAUCAACACUUGGUCUAACAGCAAUGGGUUUAGCUGCUGUAACAGCUAAUAAUACAUCUAUUACAGAAUGUGAUUCAAAACGUAAUAUAUCAUCGAAACUUGAUGAUCCUUAUGCUAGUUUUUAUGCAUUAAAUCGAACAUUACCUCCACCACCACCACCACAUCCUUCAACAGGAGCAUCUCCAUUUAAUAUUAUUAAUCAAUCAUCAAAUAAUAAUAAUUUACAAUUCAAUACUAAUCCAACAGGUCAUUCUGAUAGUGGAGCAUUUAAAAAAAUCAAACAUGAAUCACCUUUAUCAAAUACUCAUUCAUAUAAUCAACUUCACUCAUGUAAUCCUCAUUAUCAACAGCUAUCUUCUUUAUCAUCAAAUAAUACAAAUAAUCUUUCACCAACACAUUCAUCAAAUUCAAGUCAAUCAUCUCAUCAUUCAUUAUCAAAUCCUGCAAGUCAAUGUGCAACACCUGCAAGACGUCGACAUCGAACAACAUUUACACAAGAACAAUUAGCUGAACUCGAAUCAGCUUUUGGUAAAAGUCAUUAUCCAGAUAUUUAUUGUCGAGAAGAAUUAGCUCGUGCUACAAAAUUAAAUGAAGCUCGUAUACAGGUUUGGUUUCAAAAUCGAAGAGCUAAAUAUCGAAAACAAGAAAAACAAUUACAAAAAGCUUUAUCACCCGUCCUUUCACCAUGUAAUGCAAUGAUGAGAAAUUUUUAUCAAACAUCUACUGGAAGACCUUAUCAAUAUGGAACAUCAACCAAUGGAACAAAUAAUACAACAUCAAAUCAAAUUCGUUAUCCACCAUCAGCCGUUGUCUAUUCACAAUUUUCGCCACUUACAGCUGCCAGUAUUCGACAGGACAAUCCAUUACCUUUUCAAGAUACGGACUGGUAUAAUAAAAGUUUAUCAUCAUUUCGUGUCGAUCAUACAUCAAUGCUUCAUUAUCCAGCUUAA